GUCAGCUGCUCUGUCCUCCUCGCUCUCCGCUCUGGGCUCGAUUGCUCGCGCCUGUUCAAAGAUGGCGCCGGGAAAGUCGUUUGUUAACAUGGGAUUGAAGUAUGUUUGAAAGCCUCAUCCGGACGGCCUGUGUCAUCAGAUUACUCCGCAUAUCAGGACGAAACGUUCGCGUCAGACCGGAUUUUCGGCUGGUGUCCUCUGUACCUGUCAGAAUGACGGAUCCCGCUGUGCAGAGGGUCGUCAGUGAAAUAGUCCGCUCUCCCGAAGACAAGAGGGUCUACAGAGGCUUGGAGUUCAGCAAUGGUCUGAAGGCCAUGCUCAUCAGCGACCCGACGACAGACAAAGCCUCCGCUGCUUUGGACGUCCACAUUGGUUCCCUCUCAGACCCGGAGAACAUCUCAGGUCUGGCCCACUUCUGUGAACACAUGCUGUUCCUGGGAACGGAGAAGUAUCCCAAAGAGAACGAGUACAGCCAGUUCCUCAGCGAGCAUGCUGGGAGCUCCAACGCCUUCACCAGCGGGGAGCACACCAACUACUACUUUGAUGUCUCCCAUGAGCACUUGCAAGGAGCUCUUGACAGGUUUGCCCAGUUCUUCCUGUGUCCUUUGUUUGAUGAGAGCUGUAAGGACAGAGAGGUGAACGCUGUGGACUCUGAGCAUGAAAAGAACCUGAUGAAUGACGCCUGGAGGCUGUUUCAGCUGGAGAAGGCUACAGGCAACCCAAACCACCCUUUCAGUAAAUUUGGAACAGGAAACAAGCUGACUCUUGAGACCAGACCGUCCAACGAAGGCAUUGAUGUUCGUCAGGAGCUGCUGAAGUUCCACUCCACAUAUUACUCUGCUAACCUGAUGGGACUCUGUGUGUUAGGACGAGAGUCGCUCGAUGAGCUGACAUCAAUGGUGGUGAAGCUGUUUGGAGAAGUAGAAAACAAGAAUGUUCCUGUCCCAGAAUUCCCUGAGCAUCCCUUCCAGGAGGAGCACCUCAGGCAAUUCUAUAAAGUAGUUCCUAUCAAAGAUAUAAGGAACUUGUACGUGACCUUCCCGAUCCCAGACCUCCAGAGGUACUACAAGUCUAACCCUGGGCAUUAUCUGGGUCAUCUGAUUGGCCACGAAGGACCUGGAAGUUUGUUGUCAGAGCUGAAAGCUAAAGGCUGGGUGAACACACUUGUUGGAGGACAGAAAGAAGGAGCCCGCGGUUUCAUGUUCUUUAUCAUCAACGUGGAUUUGACCGAGGAAGGCCUUUUGCACGUUGAGGACAUCAUAUUCCACAUGUUCCAGUACAUCCAGAAGCUACGCACUGAAGGGCCUCAAGAAUGGGUGUUUGAAGAAUGCAAGGAUUUAAGCAAAGUGGCCUUCCGGUUCAAGGACAAGGAGCGACCCCGUGGCUACACCUCGAAAGUGGCCGGUUUACUGCAUUAUUACCCUCUUGAAGAAGUUCUGGCAGCAGAGUAUCUUCUAGAGGAGUUCAGACCAGAUCUGAUUGAGAUGGUGCUUGAUAAGCUGCUUCCAGAGAAUGUCAGGGUUGCGGUGGUGUCCAAGUCAUUUGAGGGGCAAACAGACAAAACAGAGGAGUGGUACGGCACGCAGUACAAGCAGGAGGCUAUCUCCAACCAGACCAUCCAGAAAUGGGCCAGCGCAGACCUCAAUGGAAAAUUCAAACUGCCAAUGAAGAAUGAGUUCAUCCCCACCAACUUUGAGAUUUACCCCCCUCCAAAAGAUUCUCCUCCAGUUCCCACCCUAAUCAAGGAUACUGCGAUGAGUAAAGUGUGGUUUAAGCAGGAUGACAAGUUUUUUCUUCCAAAGGCAUGUCUGAACUUUGAGUUCUUCAGAUGUAAGUCUUCCCCGCCUCAAAGCCUUCAUACCACAGCUGUUGUCACGGUUACACAUUGAAGCUCUCAUCCAUGGAAACAUUACCAAGGAGUCUGCGCUGAGCAUGAUGCAGAUGGUGGAGGACACGCUCAUUGAGCAUGCUCACAUCAAGCCCCUCCUACCCAGUCAGCUGAUUCGGUACAGAGAGGUUCAAGUUCCAGACGGCGGCUGGUUUGUUUACCAACAGAGGAAUGAGGUUCACAACAACUGUGGCAUUGAAAUCUACUACCAGACGGACAUGCAGACCACUCAUGACAACAUGCUGCUGGAGCUCUUCUGCCAGAUCAUCUCUGAACCCUGCUUCAACACCCUCAGAACCAAGGAGCAGCUGGGUUACAUAGUGUUCAGUGGACCCCGGCGAGCUAAUGGGGUGCAGGGCCUGCGCUUCAUCAUCCAGUCAGAGAAGGCCCCCCACUACCUGGAGAGCCGCGUGGAGGCGUUCCUCCUCUCCAUGGAGAAGGUCCUGGAGGAGAUGAAUGAGGAGGCCUUCCAGAAGCACAUCCAGGCUCUGGCUAUCCGCCGACUGGACAAGCCCAAGAAGCUGUCUGCUGAGUGUGCCAAGUACUGGGGCGAGAUCAUCUCUCAGCAGUACAACUUCGACAGAGAUAACAUUGAAGUGGCUCAUCUGAAGACUUUGACAAAGGAAGCUAUCAUUAACUUCUACAGAGAGCGUCUGACGGUGCAGGCUUUGAAGAGACACAAGGUUUCUGUGCACGUCCUCUCCAGAGAGAUGGACUCCUGUCCAAUAGUGGGGGAGUUUCCUUCCCAGAAUGACUUCAACCUGGCUCCGGCCCCCUCCCUCCCACAGCCCACGCAGAUUCAGGAUAUGACGGAGUUCAAGAGGAGCCUGCCGCUCUUCCCUCUGGCCAAACCUCAGAUCAACUUCAUGGCUGCCAAACUGUGAGCCAGCACAUGAAGAUGGCGGCCUGAAGUCACAGGAGGUUCAAAGCUGUAAUCCCCAUCUGGUCUUUCAUCAGGAAGAAGUUGAUGUGACUGAGCCUGCAUGAGUGUGUGUAGAUGUGAAUGCAUGAGGAGCAGGCUGCAGCCUCUAGACCAGAUGUUGGAGCAUAUUAGAAUCCGUGAACUAGCCGUGGAUGUUUCAAUAACUGUGGUUUUCUCACGUUUAGAGGAAACCACCAUGCUUCACAGGAAAUAGAAAGGAGCUUUCCCCAGCAGAGAGGAUUCUGUUUGAGAAUGUGUUAUUGAUUAGUGAUAGUUAAGAAGAGUUUAUCAUCUUUUAUUUGUUUGACUUGAAAGUGUACUGAAAAUGUUCUAAUAGAAGAUACGCUCAGUCAGACAGGAUAUUUUACUCGGAUGUCUGCAUUUUCAAACCCUUAUCUCUAUAGUUUUACUCCCAGCUUGUUUUUAAACAACUGAAGAGCGGUUUCCCUUUUUAAACGAGUCCACAGAUCCAUCCUCCUUAGAUGUUUCAAGUUUGAGUGCAUUUGCAGUGAUGUGAGACUGAAACACCUCAGGUAACUCGAUGCUGUAUUUUUAACAUUCAUCUAUUAGUAAUAAAAGGAUCAGUAUUAGUUUCUAACUCUGUCAUGAUUUUGGCCGUACGUUUGAGUUCCUAGAAGAUCAUGUUUGUGCCUUUCUAGGACCUCCCACAUUAGUGAAUGUGCACAGGCACCAGAAACCGAAUGACACGCUCGCCUUUCUUUGUGAUGUCACACAUUUCAUGUUGCUGUCAAAUGUGGCUAAAAGAAAGUUAAGCAAAGUCUUUAUGCACUCCUCAUGAAGCAAUAAACAUCAAAUUCUGAGCAGAGAAGAACGGAUCUAAGGCAGCUGAUCAGAGAACAGUUCCUGUGGAUCCUCACGGUGGUUUGUGUGAGCAUGGCGUGCUCUCUCAGGUUCUUCUCUGCUCUUUCAGUGAGGAAAACACCAAGCUGCUGCUGUAUAGCUUCAUCAUCCUAUUCAUAGAGACCUUCUCUGUCCGUCUCUGACCUUCUGUAUUGAUCACCAUGAGAUGCAGCUUUGAAAGAAUAAAGCGGUGGAAGAGAUUCUUCACCUUCAGCUGUUUCUACCUAAUAAAACAUAUUUCUGAUUUGUGCUUUGUUGAAAAGCACCGUUGUGUUUAAGGUUAAAAAUCCAAAGGCAAACAGCAGCAGCAAAGUCCCUGGAGCUGAACAGGACCUGAGCACAGGAUGGAACCGUUUUCUUCUGUUAGAGGAGCCUAGAAACCUGACAUAUCAGGCUUGUGUAGAGCCAUGAACUCUUGACCCUGGAGUAUGCAGUCAAAGUUCUACUUUUACCAAAAUUCAAACUGUUAAUUCAUCUUUUUUUUUUAUUUCUGAAUGUCCUCAGCAACUCCUGCCCACACUGGUAGGUUGGUCAAUGUGUUAAGAGCGUGCACCAAUGUUUUCCUUUUGUGUGUGUUUCUAAUUAAACAACACAAUGGAAACACCA
Molecule: messenger RNA, 4277 nt
Organism: Oryzias melastigma (Indian medaka)
Lineage: Eukaryota; Metazoa; Chordata; Actinopteri; Beloniformes; Adrianichthyidae
Gene: ide
Product: insulin-degrading enzyme
Biological process (GO): peptide catabolic process
Cellular component (GO): cytosol; mitochondrion; peroxisomal matrix
Molecular function (GO): metal ion binding; metalloendopeptidase activity
Source: RefSeq, a predicted model, not a curated record